AUGGCUCGCUCCAGUGCCGGCUUUACCUAUGUCGCCGACGACUCUACCUAUGACGCCGAUAAAAUCCUGCGGGUAUCCCUCCGAUACAAAGACAGAGAGCUGCAGUACAUGAAGAAGUACAAACCCCACAGAGACGUUGUCCAGCAUCUGAGAGUCCUGCUUUAUGGUCCAGUUGGAGGUGGAAAAUCCAGUUUCAUCAACUCUGUCGACAACGCCCUACGAGGCAGAAUGACAGGCAGACCUUUGGCUGAGGCAAAUACCAGUGAAAGUUUCACUAAGGAAUAUAAAACCUACAAAAUCAAAAAAGGACAGCCUGAGGACUUUUACCCUUUUGUCUUCAAUGACACUAUGGGUCUUGAGAUGGACGAGGAUGGAGGAGUCCAUCCAGAGGACAUCAAACUGGCCUUGAAUGGACAUGUGAAAGAUGGUUACACGUUCAAUCCUGCAUCUAAACUGUCAGAUGACAAUAAGUAUUACAACACAGAACCAACUAAGAAUGACAAAGUUCAUGUUCUGGUGUGUGUUGUACCUGCUGACAAAAUACCUCUACUGAAAGAAGACGAUGUGAGGAAGAUAAAGCAAAUAAGAAGGAUGGCAGGUGACCUGAGAAUUCCCCAGCUGGCCGUCAUCACCAAAAUUGAUUUAGCCUGCCAAGAGACCCAGAAUGAUCUGAAGAACGUCUAUAAGAGCAAAAAGCUGAAGGAGACAUGUGAACCUGCUCUCAUCUGUGAAGAGAACGGGGCUCCAGUGGUGGACCUGCCAAUUCUGGUGUUCUCUGGUGGUUCCAGUCGAGCUGCACAGAGCUGGGCUGUGAGCACAGGUCCCACUAGAGGACAUUGGGCCCUCAUGCCACCCUCAUGGAGGCUGUUUCUGAGAGUUUGGUGUGCCAUCUUGGAGGAGCUGGACUACCUAUACAACCUGACUGGGCUGCAGGACCUGCGUGAUGUCAAGAUUGUCACCCUGUACAAGAACAAGGGUGACCACAGUGACUGCAACAAUUACCGUGGCAUAUCCCUGCUCAGCAUCGUAGGGAAGGGCUCAGUCAGCUGUGAAGGUGAAACAUCAGAGGCCUUCCUGAUCCGCAGCAGUGUGAAGCAGGGCUGUGUUCUUGCCCCGACCCUCUUUGGAAUCUUCUUCUCUGUCCUGUUGUCGGCUGCUUUUGGCUCAUAUCCUGAAGGUGUCUACCUUCACACCAGAGCAGAUGGCAAACUUUACAACCUUGCCUGA
This is a messenger RNA of Myripristis murdjan (pinecone soldierfish), 1227 nucleotides long. RefSeq lists its product as uncharacterized. NCBI's taxonomy places the organism in Eukaryota, Metazoa, Chordata, Actinopteri, Holocentriformes, Holocentridae. The coding region runs from base 1 to 1227 and encodes 408 amino acids. The record is from RefSeq and is a predicted model, not a curated record. Gene Ontology annotation, biological process: immune response. The transcript has 9 exons.